AUGGCACUUUACAUUUUUAUUUUAGUUGGGUUCCUCUUUGCCAAGGCAGAAGAUGAGGUGCUCCAGAGUUUGCAGUUCCUGCAGACACAUGUGGGUUUGAACACCACCUCGCAACGGAGUCACAAUGAAACAGCGCUCGCAGCAAGAGGCAUUUGUGUGACCGAUGACAAACUUACUGUGAAGGACCUGACGUGUCACUUGUUUUCUCGCAUCUACCAUCUCCCACAUAAACUGGCCACCAUCAAGCGGCAUCAGCAUGAUCCAUUAAAAAUGCCACAAACCAUUACAAACCAGAGGUAG
This is a messenger RNA of Durusdinium trenchii, 300 nucleotides long. The record is from the annotation of a GenBank genome assembly. Lineage: Eukaryota; Dinophyceae; Suessiales; Symbiodiniaceae.